Molecule: messenger RNA, 1515 nt
Organism: Cavenderia fasciculata
Lineage: Eukaryota; Evosea; Eumycetozoa; Acytosteliales; Cavenderiaceae
Product: GRAM domain-containing protein
Exons: 4
Coding region: 1-1515 (504 amino acids)
Cellular component (GO): SNARE complex; plasma membrane
Molecular function (GO): SNAP receptor activity
Source: RefSeq, a predicted model, not a curated record
AUGAGUUCACCAGACGAUAAAGCAUCAGCAUUAAAGACAAAGUCUGAUUUGGUUAGACGUACAUUUAACUACCCAGACACCGAGUCUGUCAUUCAAGACUACUCGUGUUCACUCAAGAGAGGUAUUCUCAUCCCCGGCAAGAUCUAUAUCUCUGCCAACUUUGUCUCGUUCAUCCCAUCGUUGGGUGAGUCAAAUGAGAGUAUCUCAUUCCGCAAGGUCAAUGAAAUCAAAAAGGAUAGUACAAUGUUUAUCCAAAAUACAAUUGUAUUUUCAACUGCCGAAUCAAAUGUUGCAUUUGCAUCAUUAUUACGUAGAGAUGAAACAUAUAAUUUAAUACAUCAUCUUUGGAAACAUCCACCAAUGACAUACGAACCAAACUCUGAAGAAGAUGAACGUAUGAGACAAUUUACCAACUCUUUAAAUUCAAGUGGUAGUGGAAUUUCUAAUUCUUCUAAUGGCGGAAGAGUAUUUGGUAAUGGUGGUAGUAAUAACUCUAGUAGCAGUAAUAUUGGUGGUGGUGCUCAAGGAUUUAAUGGUGGUAAUAAUAAUAAUAAUAAUGGACAAAUACAACAACAAAGAACAAAGGUUGAUACAGAGAGUACUAAACAAGCACUUAGAAUUGCCUAUGAAACCAGAGAGACUGGUAUUUCUACGAUGAAUGAACUCUCAUAUCAAGCUGAAUUGAUUGAUAAUAUUGAACGCAACGUUGAAAAUAUUCAUGGUAAUCUUGAUAGAAGUGAUCGUCUUCUCAAAGGUAUGGAGUCUUGGGGUGGUAUGAUUUCCAAUGCCAUGGGUAAAGAUGAAACUGCUAAUCGUGAGAGACCAUCACACGACCAAGUCGACCGUAGUCUCAAGGUUCGUCCACGUGAUGAUCCAGCCGUAGACAUUGAUAUUUUGGAAAAAUUACCAAAUGACUUUUUACAAGCAGGAUAUAUGCAAUUUACAGCAGAUAAAUUUGUUGUAUUGGAUGGAAAUAAAAAGGCAACUAUGAAUGGUACCUAUGGAUAUGACCAAGUUGAACAUAUUGUGAUUAGAGCACGUCACCAACACAUUGAUUUCAGAUUGACCAACAAGAAUCGUAUUCGGUUGUGUUCGUCGUACAUUCAAAACAUUGUCAAUGAAUUUGUGUUGCGUAGUAACUUUAAGUUGGGUAAGGCUGCCAAAGUCAUCUUUGAGCCCGGAGUCAAGCAGUUUGCCUAUGGCAACCCAACCAUCAAGUUUAUCCCAUCGGUCGGUCGCCAACAACAAAACCAAGCCCUCUUUGGCCGCACCAACACCUCUGGUGUCUCACAUGUCGUCAAGAAUGCAUCAGAGGAUGUCCGCGAGGCUCUCAUGCAACAAGACAAGGACCUCGACGAGAUCAGUGCUCUCUUGGGUGAUAUCCACGGUAUCGCUAGUACCAUUGGUAAUGAAGCCGAUCGUCAAUCUGAACAAUUGGAUCGUGUCACUGGUCGUGUCGAUUAUGCCAAUGAUCGUCUUCAAUCUAAUAAUAAAAGAAUUCAAAAAAUGCUAUAA